CACAGCCCACAGACCAUAGAGCGUGUGGUAUUUAGAAACUGGAAGUGGAAAUGGAUUAUUAGGCAACGGACGGGUUUACACCCCGAGGUCAUGUCGUUUGGUGGAGGAGAGCCAGGAGGCAGGAAGAGGAGGACACCAACCGUUUACUUUUUGUUAAUCAACGGGAUCCACAGUUGAACUCGGCCAGUGUGAAAAAUAAGUCCUCUUCAGCCAAGGCGAACAGCGUCUGCUCGGUCAAACUGGUGCGACUCAACGCAGCCGCGAACAGAAGGUAAGAAUCAAUAAUGUUUUGAACGAAAUAAAAAGCAGUUAAUCGUUAAACCAUGGAUCUGGAGUACGAGAUUGCCCAGGAGAUGAAGGAGGAGGACUGGAGAGACCUGGAGCAGCCGACGCCGGUUAAGGUGCUGCUGACCGUCCUCUACAGCCUCAUCUUGCUGACGGGGAUCGUGGGGAACGGGGUGACCAUCAGGGUCACGCAGGUCCUCCAGAACAAGGGCUACCUGCAGAAGAACGUGACGGACCACAUGGUGAGCCUGGCGUGCUCGGACCUGCUCGUGCUGCUGAUCGGGCUCCCCGUGGAGCUCUACAGCGCCAUCUGGUUCCCCUUCUCGUCCUCGUCCGGCAACGUGGCCUGCAAGGUGUACAACUUCCUCUUCGAGGCGUGCAGCUACGCCACCAUCCUGAACGUGGCCACGCUCAGCUUCGAGCGCUACGUCGCCAUCUGCCACCCCUUCAGGUACAAGUCCCUGUCGGGCUCCCGCACGGUCAAGCUCAUCGUCUUCGUGUGGAUAACCUCGGCCGCGGUCGCCCUACCCCUGCUGUUCGCCACCGGGACCGAGGGGCUAAGGGUCGAGCCUCAGAACAUCACCUUCUGCACCAACCUCACCAGCUGGUGGGUGAUGUACCGGUCCAGCAUCUUCGGGGCGUUCGUCGUGUACGUCCUGGUCCUGGUCAGCGUCGGGAUAAUGUGCAAGAAGAUGAUCGGUGUGUUGAGAGGACCGAAGGAACACUCGGCCAAGAAAGAGGAGUUCCUAUCCAGGCACCAGAGUUCAAAGGUUAAAGCAUCCCGAAAGCAGACCAUCCUGUUUCUUGGCCUAAUCGUGGGCACUCUCGCCGUGUGCUGGAUCCCCAACCAGAUCCGUCGGCUGAUGACGGCGGCCCUGCCGAAGGCCAGCUGGACCAUGGCCUACUUCCAGGCCUACGUGUACCUCCACCCGGUCGCCGACACCUUCUUCUACGUCAGCUCGGUGCUCAACCCCUUCCUCUACAACCUCUCGUCCCGCCAGUUCCGCCAGGUCUUCCUGCAGGUCCUGCGGUGCCGCCUGACCAUCGAGCACGUCAACAAGCGCACCCUGGCGGGCGUGGCCUCCUCCGCCGCCGCCGGCUCCACCCACUCGAGGCGCCCCCUGGUGCUCAAGUCUCUGCGACGCGGGCGGUCCACCCGCGCGGAGGACAAACCCAUCACCCUGGUCACGUUCCAAAGCCCUGGGCCCGCCCCCUCGUGCCCCCCGAACUCCGAUGACUCGUCGCUGCAGAGCACCACUCUACCGAGCACCACAGUGUCAGAAAGCUUGACGCUCGAACCCGAACACGCCGUCGGUUCCUCCAAUGAGAAGGAGUAGUUUGGCCGCACUGACUACAGUAUGAAACCCACACUGUACACAUAUAUGCCCCUCAUGUUCAUAUGCAUUGGUAUAUAGUCAUCAUUUUUCUCAUGCCGUCUCUAUGGUUUUAUUGGCGUCUUAACAGAAGUGACAUUUAGCAAUAAAUACAUAAAUAAAAAUUUUAAUAAUUCUUUGAAUCACAAAUAGAUUAGAACGACACAUUUCACCAAGCAGAGGAGUCCUUACAGGAAGUGAUGCUGCUGCCCCUUUCAUUACAUUGCGUGUGUACAAUGUUACUCAAAAAGCGGGGUCUCCAAAGUUCCUUUGUAAUUCAACCAUCGUAAAGCGAUCACUCGUUCUUCACAUAUUAACACACCACGGCUAGGGUAGCCAUAGUAAGAAAUAAUGGUUUUAUUUCUUACUAGAAAUAAUGGUGGAGCAUCUAAACUGGGGCUGGACAGACAAGGCCUGCUUGUUGCAGACGCACGCUGAAGAGGCCAAAAGACAGUGACCACAGUUCAGCGUCCUAGUUCUGAGAAAAUAGGACCUGGGGAGAUGUUCGAUUGCUCAUAACAAGCAUAUAAAAAUUCACACCAAGUGGCCCUAAGGCCAGUGUAUUUAACUGUAAAGCCUGUUUGCUGCUGUAUUUCAAGCUUUUGCUUCUACUGCAGUCUGUAGUCUACUAGCUGAUCUGCGUUCUUCAUCCUCUCAAAGUCAAUCAAGAUAUACAUAUGUAUUAUUUUAUCUUACAAUUAACAAUAAUGUAACAAUGUGUAAUACACUGUUAAAUUCAGCGGUGGAUGGUGAGCUUAAAAUUAGUGGGGCAGAAAAUACCCCUUAAACUGAUUAUUGGUCUUGAUCUGUUGUCAGCCAUUUCCCUUGAUUAUAAAUACAGCGAUUAAUUUACGAAACAUUCAAUACCAUCAGAUAUAGCCAGCUCUCCUCAAUUAGGCCAUUUAGCAAGUAAUAAAAUAUAUUUUUUUAUUUGUAUUGCAAAACUGUGCACAUUUUGUUAACCUUAUUUGUGGAUACAUAUAGACUCCUUCCUUCUUCACAUUCACACUAGGAGAAUAUUCAUGACAAAAAAAUCUUGAAUUGCAGGUUUUGUUAUUGCAGGUUAUGCUGAAAGCUAACGUGGGGGCUAACCGAGUGGUGUAUCUUAUUUCGUUAAGUGUGCAUAUAGUGAUUAAAAACUGAUUUUUCCUAAUUGAAUUUGUCAGUUAAUCUCCCUGACACAAUGUGAAAAAGCUGUGUGCUUCUUGUCAAUCGAUUAGUCACAUCGUUGGCACACUUCGAAGAAAUUUAAUGAAAUCACAUUGAGGCCAAUGACAAGUUUAAAGUUUUGGGCCCACCAAUUUUCAGCUCACCAACCACCGCUGGUUAUAUACUACCUACUUUUGCAGUUAAAGUGCAUUUAAAAAAGGUACCAAGACAACAUAAUGUAGUGGGACCUAAGUCACUCCUGUAAAUGUUAGCAGUUAUUACCGGAAAAUUAAAAGGAUUUAAAUGA
Messenger RNA from Anguilla anguilla (European eel), 3114 nucleotides. RefSeq names its product G protein-coupled receptor 39 (gene gpr39). Gene Ontology annotation, molecular function: G protein-coupled receptor activity. Lineage: Eukaryota; Metazoa; Chordata; Actinopteri; Anguilliformes; Anguillidae. Gene Ontology annotation, cellular component: membrane. Gene Ontology annotation, biological process: G protein-coupled receptor signaling pathway. The record is from RefSeq and is a predicted model, not a curated record. The transcript has 2 exons. Bases 324 to 1622 code for a protein of 432 amino acids.